GGCGGCCUGACGUGGUGUGGCACACUUUGUGCCUCAAUCGGACUGGCCGCUCGCUGGACUUAUUGGUUGGCCACUGCCACCAUCAUAUUGGGAACCCUGCAACUGACCUAUUGGUCCUUCGUCUGGGUGAUUAGACCCAUCUUGAUAGUGGCCUACGCAUUGACCCGGUACGUACUAGGACAUGGAUCCUGGGAAGCUGUACUUCGUGGUAGCGGGGAGCUCCCGUACGAGGUCAAGUGGGUGGGGCCGCGAGGCCAGCAACCGUGGGCCGUGAACUAUGUGCAAGAUCAAGUUCGAGGCCGAGGAGAACAACAGCUGCCUUACGACCUACUGGUCACAGAUGGUGUGGCCGUAGCGCGCGUUUCGCGACCGGGUCGAGAGGAGGAACAGACCCCGAGGCACGACCUCUCGGAGACCGAAUCCGAAGAAGAUGAGAAUCCUUGCCAAGCGGAUGCUAUCGGCUGGAAGGAAGGACGUGACCCCCCGGCGCAAUACUACUCCUGGCCAACUCGAGGUCUCACCUGGGAAGAAAUUGCCGGUAUACCUGAUGAAGACCUGAGACGGAAAGCGGUCUCUCUGAAAAAGGCGGCGACGACCCCUGAAAGCAACCAGCUCCCAUCUGGGGCACCCGAGCCUCCUGCAGAGCCCGCGUUGUAUACUUAUCUAGAUUCCCGUAUGAGAGGUAGCUCGCAUGCCACGGCACUCAGCCAAGCUGCAACGGGACGAUGGAGCUACGCGGAAGGGGCACAAAGACUGAAGGAGGCGGCCCGGAAACAUUGGUCUCAACUGCCAAACGACUCGCCUCCCUCCAUACGCCAGUACGUUUGGGAGUUGGCGCAGUCUGGAGCGGAAAGACCAGCCAGCGGGGAAGGCGCCGGAUGGGGGUGUGACACCCUCCGGGUCACGCUGUGUCCCGGGGUGGUCGGGAAGGAAUUGUACCACGCGUUACGCAUCGCGGGAACGCAAGCUCGACCACAGUUGCGACGCAUCGAGUUUCCAUGCAAUAUCCAGAACCGGCAUAGUUACGGCUUUGCCGCCCUGCAGCUGGGUGGAAAGACCUUGGCGACGAUCCCCGACUACUGCCUGUCGGCUGGCGACUUUCCUUUAACCUCAGAGGAGGAUUUCGACAAUUUCGGGGGCACUCCCGACCUGAAGCUCGAAAAGAAAGGGAGAUACCCCAACACCCUCACCUCCUGGUUUCGCGCUGCCCUGCGAGAGGCCUGGGCUUUCUCUUGCAUCUUUGGUGAAGAGUAUUAUGCGCCUCUGGAAAAGGCAGCGUCACACUUGUUGCGCCUGGGCGAGCAGCAUAGCUACGCAUGGACUGCGACAGCAGUGUACAGCGCUUGGGAGGAGCUUUGGGCAAGUUUCUGUGAAGAAGCGAGGCAGUUAGACAGGCGGGUGCGGCGGGAAAUGAAGGACGAGACCCCUACG
Molecule: messenger RNA, 1431 nt
Organism: Symbiodinium necroappetens
Lineage: Eukaryota; Dinophyceae; Suessiales; Symbiodiniaceae
Source: the annotation of a GenBank genome assembly